GAAACCGGGAGGGAAGCGGCGGCAGUGGCAGGAAGGGCGCGAGCGGCAGCGGCGGGUGUCCCGUCAGUGGUCGGUCCGGCAGUCCCUGACCCCCCGGCGGAGGACGCGGCCUUGAGCGGCCCGUGCAGCUCCGGGCGUUAUCCGGGGCGAGCCGGUGCCUCCGCCCGCCGAACGGGCCCGGGGCGGGAUGUAGGGUGUUAGGCGCGGAGGCCGCCGGCGCGGCGGGGUGGGCGCGGAGGGCGCGCCGAGGAUGGAGAGAGCGAUGGAGCAGCUCAACCGCCUGACGCGCUCGCUGCGCCGCGCGCGCACAGUCGAGCUGCCCGACGAAGGUUCCACCAACAGUCUUGAGAGUCCCUGGAAACUAGAAUAAUAAUGAAACUGCUGUUUAUACAUUAAUGCCAAUGGUUAUGGCUGAUCAACACAGGUCUGUUUCUGAGCUACUAUCAAAUUCAAAGUUUGAUGUCAAUUAUGCAUUUGGACGUGUGAAAAGAAGCUUGCUUCACAUUGCAGCAAAUUGUGGUUCGGUGGAAUGCUUGGUCCUGCUAUUAAAGAAAGGAGCAAAUCCUAACUAUCAAGAUAUUUCAGGUUGUACGCCCCUUCAUUUGGCAGCUAGAAAUGGGCAGAAGAAGUGCAUGAGUAAAUUAUUAGAAUACAGUGCUGAUGUCAACAUUUGUAAUAAUGAAGGCCUUACAGCAAUACACUGGCUGGCCGUGAAUGGGCGGACAGAACUACUCCAUGACCUUGUACAACACGUCAGUGACGUCGAUGUUGAGGAUGCGAUGGGGCAGACAGCGCUGCAUGUGGCUUGCCAGAACGGUCACAAGACGACAGUGCAGUGCUUGCUAGACAGUGGUGCUGAUAUUAACAGGCCAAAUGUAUCUGGAGCUACUCCAUUGUACUUUGCUUGCAGUCAUGGUCAGAGAGACACAGCACAGAUUCUUCUGUUACGAGGAGCUAAAUAUCUGUCAGAUAAAAAUGGAGUAACGCCUCUGGAUUUAUGUGUACAGGGUGGUUAUGGAGAGACAUGUGAAGUAUUAAUUCAGUAUCACCCUAGGCUUUUCCAGACAAUUAUUCAAAUGACACAGAAUGAAGAUCUCCGAGAAAACAUGUUGCGGCAAGUUCUGGAACAUUUGUCUCAGCAAAGUGAAAGUCAAUACCUAAAGAUUCUAACAAGCCUUGCUGAAGUUGCCACAACAAAUGGGCAUAAACUGCUUAGCCUAUCUAGUAAUUAUGAUGCUCAAAUGAAGAGCCUUUUAAGGAUUGUGAGGAUAUUUUGUCAUGUCUUUCGAAUUGGUCCAUCCUCUCCCAGUAAUGGAAUCGAUUUGAGCUACAACGGGAAUAAAACUCCAAGAAGCCAGGUGUUCAAGCCUCUCGAAUUGCUUUGGCACUCAUUAGAUGAAUGGCUAGUUUUAAUAGCUACAGAACUGAUGAAAAACAAAAAGGACUCAACGGAUAUCACUUCUAUUUUACUGAAACAAAAAGGCCAAGAUCAAGAUGGUACUUCCAUUCCUCCAUUUGAACCUCCAGGACCUGGGAGCUAUGAAAAUCUAUCCACUGGCACAGGGGAAUCUAAACCAGAUGCUCUUGGAGGGAAACAGGAAGCCAGUGCAGACUGUCAGGAUGUUAUUUCUAUGACAGCUAACCGGCUAAGUGCUGUCAUUCAAGCUUUUUACAUGUGCUGUUCUUGUCAGAUGCCUCCAGGAAUGACUUCACCCCGUUUCAUUGAAUUUGUCUGCAAACAUGAUGAAGUUUUAAAAUGCUUUGUUAAUAGAAAUCCCAAAAUUAUAUUUGACCACUUUCACUUCCUCCUUGAAUGUCCUGAGUUGAUGUCAAGAUUCAUGCAUAUCAUAAAAGCGCAGCCGUUUAAAGAUCGCUGUGAGUGGUUCUAUGAACAUUUGCAUUCAGGACAGCCAGAUUCCGACAUGGUGCACAGGCCAGUGAAUGAAAAUGAUAUCCUGCUGGUUCACAGAGAUUCUAUUUUCAGGAGUAGCUGUGAAGUUGUGUCAAGAGCAAAUUGUGCAAAGCUGAAGCAAGGAAUUGCUGUGCGGUUCCACGGAGAAGAAGGCAUGGGUCAAGGUGUUGUGCGUGAGUGGUUUGAUAUUCUGUCUAAUGAGAUCGUCAAUCCUGAUUACGCAUUGUUCACCCAGUCAGCUGACGGAACAACUUUUCAGCCUAAUAGCAACUCCUAUGUAAAUCCUGAUCACUUGAACUAUUUCCGGUUUGCUGGACAGAUCUUGGGAUUAGCUUUGAACCACAGGCAGCUUGUCAACAUUUACUUCACAAGAUCAUUCUAUAAGCACAUUCUUGGUAUUCCUGUAAAUUACCAAGAUGUGGCAUCCAUUGAUCCAGAAUAUGCCAAAAAUUUGCAGUGGAUUUUAGAUAAUGACAUUAGUGAUCUGGGUCUAGAGCUAACCUUUUCUGUUGAAACUGAUGUGUUUGGAGCAAUGGAAGAGGUGCCUUUGAAACCUGGGGGUGGAAGUAUUCUUGUGACACAGAAUAAUAAAGCGGAGUAUGUUCAACUUGUUACUGAACUUCGAAUGACAAGAGCCAUUCAGCCUCAGAUCAAUGCUUUUUUACAGGGCUUUCAUAUGUUCAUUCCACCUUCCCUCAUACAGCUUUUUGAUGAAUAUGAAUUGGAGCUACUGCUUUCUGGCAUGCCAGAAAUUGAUGUGAGUGAUUGGAUAAGAAAUACAGAAUACACAAGUGGCUAUGAAAGAGAAGAUCCAGUUAUUCAGUGGUUCUGGGAAGUUGUGGAAGACAUUACUCCAGAGGAGAGAGUUCUUCUCUUGCAGUUUGUUACUGGCAGUUCCAGGGUCCCACAUGGUGGAUUUGCUAAUAUCAUGGGUGGAAGUGGAUUGCAGAACUUUACAAUUGCUGCUGUGCCAUAUACCCCAAAUCUCCUACCAACUUCAAGCACAUGCAUCAACAUGCUCAAGUUACCUGAAUACCCAAGUAAAGAAAUACUCAAGGACAGACUUCUUGUGGCAUUACAUUGUGGCAGCUAUGGUUACACAAUGGCAUAAAGAAGUCUGGGAAAUUCAUCUGAUUACUGAUGCGCAACUCAAGAGUGGCAGAAAUAAUUUAGGAAACUGUCAACAGGAAAGGAGCCUAAAUGCAGCCCAUAGGCGGCAGGGCUGAUGUUUAAAAUUCAUAAAGGGGAUCAUGCUUUCUCCCCUACCUUCCAUGUUUUCUGUUUGUGAUACAGUUAGAAAAUAUAAAAUCACAGUAUUCUUCAAUUUAAAAAAUGCUAAUUGAAAGUAGUAGAAAUUGUCCUUUUUCAUAUUUCUUUACUCUUACCCAAGAUUGUGUUAAGGCAAAAUCUUAUUCUACAUUCCACCUCCACUGUGUAACUGUCUUGUUAAAAAGGUGUUUUCUCUUUAUUUUCUCUAUAUUAAAUUAUAUUAGGACACCCAGCCUGGUAUGUUCUGUUGCAUGUAAAGUGCCGUUUAUAUUUUGGAAAACUAUUGUAUAGAAUGGAUUAAUUUAGAUUGUGUAUAAAAGCCACAAAUAUGUAUUUUCCCAUAUUGAAUCUAUAUUGCAAUGAUGUUUUUUAGCUUUUUAAUAUUUUAAUAUAUAAGGUAAAGUUUAGACUGAUGUGACUAACAGCUGAUGAAAUGACAUUUAAUUUAUAUAUUAAAGCUUAUAUUGUAUGAA
Messenger RNA from Mirounga angustirostris (Northern elephant seal), 3654 nucleotides. RefSeq names its product HECT domain and ankyrin repeat containing E3 ubiquitin protein ligase 1 (gene HACE1). Gene Ontology annotation, molecular function: protein binding; ubiquitin protein ligase activity. Gene Ontology annotation, cellular component: Golgi membrane; cytoplasm; nucleus. NCBI's taxonomy places the organism in Eukaryota, Metazoa, Chordata, Mammalia, Carnivora, Phocidae. The transcript is spliced from 25 exons. Gene Ontology annotation, biological process: Golgi organization; protein polyubiquitination; membrane fusion. The record is from RefSeq and is a predicted model, not a curated record. Bases 396 to 3023 code for a protein of 875 amino acids.